CACUUCAUCGCAACGUCCACGGGAAAUUAAAACAACAAGCGCGUAAACCUUUGAGUUUGGGAAAAAUCGAUGAAAAGCCCGGUGAAAAUCGCCAAUUCGACAACACCGCGUCCGUGGGUAACGGGAUGGGUUUUCUCGCUGUCACACUCGAUGGUAGAAAGGUGUUGGUGAUUUGUGUUGUCAAACUGUUGCCUGUGAUCGCGUUACGCUGACUGAGAUGUCCUGCUGAGUCCUGCUACGCAAUCGUACAUUGAUAAUUUUGGUGCGAAAUUAAAAUGGAAUUUAAAUUCAACCUGAACGACUAUUUCAAAGAGAGGAUCGUCGAGAUCGACCACAAUUUGGUUCCACCCGGUUUCAGUGGAGAUCGCAGACAAUUAUGGGACACAGUGUCGAAGGUCACCGAGGUGGUGAACGCGAUGGGGGAGGCGUCGGCCGCCGCCCAGGGCCUCUCGAAGGCGAUCACCACGUCCGACCGGCUGAGGAAUUCGGAGCACAAGCUCUACCUAUUGAUUGACGGCGGGCACAACGGUAAAAAAGGAGCUGUGACAGGCCUGUUAAAAGUCGGGCGGAAGACUCUGUACCUCUUCGACAGGGACGGCGAACAUUAUCAAGUCACGCCGUUGUGCAUCCUCGACUUUUACGUGCACGAAUCCCGUCAGCGUUCCGGUCUCGGGAAGCUCCUCUACGAGCACAUGCUCAAGGAUGAGGACAUCGAACCAGUCAAAAUAGCAAUAGACCGACCAAGUGAAAAAUUUCUGGGUUUUUUGAAAAAGCAUUACAAUUUAAGCACACCCAUCAAACAGAUGAACAACUACGUCGUGUUCGACGGCUUCUUCCCCGACGACGAGGACAAAAAGAGUGAAAAAAGUGAGUCUAUCAUUAAGGGAAACUCGCCUAACGUCUCGAUCUCACCAAGUGUCGCCCCGUACGGAAGAUACGCUGCACCCCGUCCUAAGUGCAGUAUGGGUCAGAUAAUACACAACGAAACAUCCACGUUGCCCACCACGUCGACCACACCAGUGGGUAAACAAAAAAAAAUACCAAAAAAUUACAGUUCGCCGAAGCCGGAAGCGGAGAAGGCGACCGAGGAGGAGGUGGUGGCCGAGUCGAACGGCGACCAGGCCCCGGAGUCGCCGAAACUGGAACGGCCGCAGUCGCUCUCCAUUCAAACGAACGACGAGAUCGUCGAGGACGGGCCCGGUGUCGCCGCCGUCGAGGAGCUGGCGCACAAGGUCCGGGAGCUGGAGGUGGAGGAGGAGCCGCACAAGAAGAAGACGCCCAGUCACUUGACGGAGCAGGGGUUCUUCGACUUGAAGUUCUACCACAACAAGUUGUGGUAGACAAAUCAUGAAUCGUAAAUGUGUGUGGUUGGUUGGACGUUGUCGUUCGGUUGUCACUUUGAGGGCGAUUUCCGGUUCUUCCACUGGGUUUACUGAGCUGUCAUUCGGUUUGUAUUUAUUCAAAAGUCGCAGCUGAAUCGUUGUUUCUAUGGCGAUGACCAAAUUUUACACGUUUUAUAAUUAUUUACUACUACUAACUAUUACAAAUAAAUAGUAUAUACCUCAACGUAUAUAAAUAAGUACACGGGGUCGUCAGAAAUAAUGAUUUCCUGCUGACAGGACUUUGUACAGUUACUUUCGUCGCAUUUGGACCAUCUGAAGGAGUUUCAAAGUUUUUUAAACGCAGCACAAGUUGAAACUGCUUCGACUUUAGUUAAGCCACUUUAUUUAUUAUUUAUUUAUAGUUAUACACAUAUUUAUAUACUAAAUAACCAAAUAAAUAUUUAGCGUUUUUUGAUAUAUUUUAUAAAAAAGCAUUUGUGCAAUAGCUGUUGUGAUGUGAUAAAAAUUCAAAAUUGUCGUGCAAUAUUGCCAUUAUUGUUCUUUGUUUAUUGUUUGCCACUUUGUUGUGAAGGAUCGAUUGUUAGGUUUUAGGCGGAAUUGAUGACUUAAGAAAAAGGCUGCUUUUAGUGUAGUGUCAAAGUUGAUGUUCAAAAGGGUCACGUCCCGACAAUACAGUAUUUUUGUCCUUCAUCUUCUUAAUUUUUGUUACAUUCCAUUAGAUUAGAAUAUUUAUUUUUGUUGAACAUGUUUAUAUGCCAGUCUUUGCCUGUUCCGUUUUAUCUCGCAAUUAUCUGUGUAGAAUUACCAAAAAAUAAUUAAAAUUACACUAAUUUA
Molecule: messenger RNA, 2177 nt
Organism: Aethina tumida (small hive beetle)
Lineage: Eukaryota; Metazoa; Arthropoda; Insecta; Coleoptera; Nitidulidae
Product: alpha-tubulin N-acetyltransferase
Exons: 7
Coding region: 276-1340 (354 amino acids)
Biological process (GO): alpha-tubulin acetylation
Cellular component (GO): microtubule
Molecular function (GO): tubulin N-acetyltransferase activity
Source: RefSeq, a predicted model, not a curated record